UCGACACGUACGAUAUAUAUACCAUUACAAUUUCACACUCAAAACGUCCAGAUUUCAUUGUUCCGAUCUAAUGCAAUGUAACCAAACGUUCAAAUAUUAAACGUAAAGGAAUGUGUUAAAGUUAUCAACUUUUACGGUUGAAUGAGAAUAAUAUAAAUAUUCAUAUAAUAUCAAUACCUCUACAACAGUGACGUAACGUUAAAGCAAGGGGCCCCCGGUUCAAAAUUUUCGAAGGCCCCCUGGUAGAAGUGCGAAAGGCACAAGUCAAGCGCCGUAUAUGCACAAGUUUUCUAGGGGUCCAGGGCUCACCCGGAAAGUUUUUGAAUCUAGACUCUCUGAAAUGCCAUUUCCUGGACUUUGGGGAGAGAUUUUACAGAAUUCUGAUGGUCAGAAACCGACAUUGUAACAUACGAGAGGCCCUGGCCAAUGUUUUUGCUUUAUCGCCUAAGCCAGGGGGCCCCCAUUGGGGUUGGGGCCCCCGGGUUUUCCCGGUCUGAGCCCAUAGUAGUUACGCCACUGCUCUACAAUAAUCUACAUCGCUGUACAUGUCUUCGUCCAUUUCGACUAUGGCUUGGCGGGAAUUUGUAAAAUAUCCCUAAUUCACCCCCAGUCUGCAUUUUAUCCUCAGUCUGCAUUUUAUACCCCCAGUCUGCAUUUCGUACCCAGUCCGGUCUGCAGUCUGCAGUCCGCAGUCUGCAGAUUAUACUGACCGGCAGCCAAAUACCAGAAGCUCGUCUAGGAGACAUGAUAUUGAACCAAGCCUUACACGUGAAGAUUCACUAGUCGUACUUAAUAUUUUUUCAUUAAGAAAAGCGUGAGUCUCACUUACUGUUCGAUUGCAAAGUGAAACUCUGAUGUGUUUAAGGCUUAUAGCACUGUUAAAUUCGUUUUGAAUAGUUCGUCCUCGGACAGUCAUCUUUUCUACCAGUUCUAACAGAUAUAUCAACCAUAAAAUUUGCUUUUCAUGGUGUUUCGCAGCGAAAAACAGGUAGCGAUCAAAUAAUACGUGUACUGCAGGCUUUGUUGGCUCUGCAAGUACUUCAUCUACUGAAGGUAUUUCAAAGAGAACAAGAUGGCUGCCAUUGAUGACAAUGUUGUUGGCACCACCUCAGAUUCUAAUUUUACCCGCUUUUUAAAAAGCAUAUCGCUUGAAAAACAUCAGCUUGAACUAGAACAAAUGGGCAUACAAUCUAUAGAUCACCUAGCAGACGUAACGGACGGCGAUGAUGCUGAGUUUGCAUUCAUGACAAAAUUCGAAUUUAGACGACUUAUCCGCGAAUAUAAGCAAUUUUGCAUUGAAACUGGCGCUGCAAAGACAAAUUCACCUUCAGGUAGUGCUUGUGGUUCAUAUAAAACGUCAAGUCAAUCUGUCAUUGUAAAACUGCCAAAGUCGUUCAGAAACUUCUUUGGCACACGCGACGGAAUGGGAAAUGUCGUCGUGGGAACGCCAGGUUUAAAAAGCAAGUACAAAAACUUAUGGCAUGAUAGACCCCGCAAUCCAAGCCAGGUUCUGUCGAAUUCGUUUGUGUUGAAGAUGGCUGAAGAAAGAUUUAAAUUUGCAAAGAGUUUGAGAGACUGUGAACUUUGGUGCAGGCAGGAAAGGGCAACCAGAAUUAAGUUGCUUUUAGCAACCAGCAAGUCACCUGCAAUUGACAAAUGGACAGAGUACUAUAAGAAACAGUCUAUAUAUGGUCAAAUCCAAGAGAUACAGAAGAGAUUUCCUGCGACUGAGGCCAUCGCUGCAAGUCAGACUGACAGUGUUACACUCAACAUAUAUGAGAAACUAUGCAAAUACCAAAUUGAGCUUGUGAGAAUUGAGAAAUUUGCCAUAAAUGCCCUUCAUGCUUGCGAAGGUCAAAUUAGGAAACCACCUAUUUCAGAAGGUAUUAAUUUUAUGGAUACAUGCCUUAAAAUAUAAUUGAUAUGCAUUUAAACUAGGGAAAUCAUAAAUGUCUAUAGAAACUUGCUCUAUAUAAACUUAAGGCUAUUUUGAAGCUUAACUGCAUGUAUGUUGACUUCUUUUUAAUCAUAGAGUGGCAAGAGCCAAAUGAAUUUUAUUUACACCAUCUACCACUGCUGCAAGAGGCUGUUGAGCAUGUUAGUACAAAAGUUACUGCCUUGAAAGCAAAAGUUGAGAUGGCAGCUGAAAAACACAAGAAAACAGCAUCACAUAACAAAAUUCAACAAAGAAGACAGGCAAAAAGAGCAAAGCUUCAUGCUAUUAUAAAUGUGACUGAAGGGCCUGGUGAUGAUUGUCAGGGGCGGACCAUUGUUCUAAUGGUCCGCCCCUAA
Paramuricea clavata is the source of this 2292-nucleotide messenger RNA. The record is from the annotation of a GenBank genome assembly. Lineage: Eukaryota; Metazoa; Cnidaria; Anthozoa; Malacalcyonacea; Plexauridae.